AUGCGUCCAUCAGCUGUUCUCGCAUCUCUGCUCCUAGCUGUCUGCGCUUCAGCUAUCCCUUUCAACAAUGCCGAGCGCAACACGGCUCUGGAGGCGGUAAAGCGUGACAUCGCGAACGUGGAGAGCGGCCUGGUUGAGAAGCGUCAACCUGUUGAUUUGGGCUCCCUCACCGGCCUUGUCACUGGCCUUGUCAACAGCUUGGUCAGCAUUCUUUCCGGCCUUACCAGCACGCUCUCAGGUCUUGUCAAACAAAUUGAGAGCGCUGCUGGUGGCGUUGGCGACGUCACGGGGACCCUUGAGACGGUCAAGUCCACUCUCUCAAGCACCCUGUCCCAGGUGAACAGCGCCUCCAGUGGUGUCGACCCGUCUAGCCUCACGGGUUCUGUUCCAGACCUGAACAGUGCCAUCGCUGAGGUCGAAACACUCAUCGCCAGCCUUGGCGUUCUCGGUGGCACCUCUGCCGUCACAAGCCUCGUUUCCCAAAUUACCUCCAUCGCCAACGAUCUCCUCAAGGUCCUGAAGGGUCUUCUGAGUGAAGCCACCUCGGCAGCCUAA
Exophiala spinifera is the source of this 555-nucleotide messenger RNA. RefSeq lists its product as uncharacterized. NCBI's taxonomy places the organism in Eukaryota, Fungi, Ascomycota, Eurotiomycetes, Chaetothyriales, Herpotrichiellaceae. The coding region runs from base 1 to 555 and encodes 184 amino acids. The transcript has 2 exons. The record is from RefSeq and is a predicted model, not a curated record.